Molecule: messenger RNA, 561 nt
Organism: Caenorhabditis bovis
Lineage: Eukaryota; Metazoa; Nematoda; Chromadorea; Rhabditida; Rhabditidae
Source: the annotation of a GenBank genome assembly
AUGCCCUGCGUUCCUAAUCCCGAAUCGCGAACCCCAAAUGCGUCGUUCAAUCCAUCACACGCACAAUAUGCAUGCUGUUUUCAGCAAAUACACUCCAGGACAGGAGCCCUGAUUAUUGCGGUGUUUCACAUCGCCUUGUGCAGUUUGGUGUUCACCUGGCUCGUCCAUUGUCUCACCACCGACAAAUCGCCAUUGGAAACCGCUGCCGAGUUCGUAUUAUCGACGCUCUGCUUCUUCGCUUCGAUAGUUCUCAUCGUUGGGCUGAAGCUAGAAAAUCGACGAAUUUUGACUGGUUACAUACUUGCUCAAACGGUCCUUAUUAGCCUCUUAUUUAUUUUGUUUCUCGCUUUGAUAAUGGGUAUCAAGCCUGGAAUUCUUGAUGAUCCGGACCAAAAUGGUUAUAAUUCUCUUGAGGAGGAGCUAAUGAUUGUGUUGGAAAUUUUCAUCUCAUUGGGCGUCGUUGCAAUCGAAGUCUGGUUCCUCACCGUUGUCUUGAAAUCCUACCGGUUCGUCAAUGACAAAUACAACUUCACCGGAGGAAAUCGUGAAGACAACGUAUAG